GUGUCACGCAUGGCUCCCCGGGCGGUCUGGCUCCUGGUCGCGCUGUCCGGUGUCCUGAAUGUGCGCUCCUGCUGGGCUUAUACCUGUCCUGCCAUCUGCCGCUGCAGCGCAGACACUUUUCAGUGCGGCAGAGACACUCAGCUGGCCUCUCGGGCAGGAGCAGCAUCCGUGCCUCGACUACGGCUCAAUCAUCUGCCCUUGAAAGAAGUCCCAACUCAUGCAUUCAAGGACCUGGUCAACAUUACAGUAAUUGAGAUCUCCCAGAGCGACUGCAUCGCACAGAUACGGAGACAUGCCUUCCUCUCCCUCCGCAGCCUGGCUCAAAUUUUAGUGCAGAAUAUCAACAGUCUGAGGGUGAUUGAGAAGGGGGCCUUCACUGACCUGCCCAAACUGGAAUAUUUGAGCAUCUCCAACACAGGGCUGAUACACUUCCCUGACUUCACAACUAUCUCCUCCCUGGCGCCAUAUUUUAUCCUAGAAAUGGCAGACAACAUGAGGAUUGACAUCAUUCCUGCCAAUUCUUUCCAGGGUAUCACAGAGGAGUAUGUUGACAUGAACCUGGUAAGAAACGGCUUCAAGAGAAUAAAAUGUCACGCAUUCAAUGGAACCAAGCUCAACACACUGAUUUUGAGAGACAAUAGGUAUCUCAGUGACAUUGGAGAAGACGCUUUUGAAGGAGCCAUGGGUCCAAGUUCACUGGAUGUUUCUUCCACAGCUCUGAGUUCCCUCCCCCCUAAAGGACUGAGGCAGGUGAGGUUUCUAAAGGCCAUCUCUGCCUUUGCUCUGAAGACCCUCCCUCCACUGGAGAGCCUGGCUGAGCUGCUGGAGGCCGAGCUCACGUACCCCAGCCACUGCUGCGCCUUCCACACGUGGCGUCGGAAACAAAGGGAAAGCGCCUUAAAGAACUUCACAAAGUUUUGUGACCUCAGCCAAACUGAUAUAGAGCCCACUGCAGAUGGUGUGAAUCUUAUCGAUAACAUCAACUUUCAGUAUCCAGACCUGGAGUUUGAUUGCUUGACCAGCCCCUUCGUAAAGUGCACGCCAAAGCCAGACGCUUUUAACCCUUGUGAGGACCUGCUGGGCUUCCCCUUUCUCCGCUGUCUCACCUGGAUAAUUACGGUGUUCGCUGUGACUGGCAACCUGGCUGUUCUGGCUAUGCUCCUAAUUAGCCACCACAAGCUGACCAUCUCCAGAUUCCUCAUGUGUAACCUGGCCUUCGCUGACCUGUGCAUGGGGCUCUAUCUAAUGCUCAUCGCCUUCAUGGACUACCGCUCCCGACACGAGUAUUACAACCACGCCACGGACUGGCAGACGGGGCCUGGAUGUGCCAUAGCAGGGUUUUUGACAGUGUUUGCCAGCGAGCUGUCAGUAUAUACAUUGACUGUGAUUAGCCUUGAACGCAGGCACACCAUCACUCAUGCCAUGCAUGUCAACAAGAGGCUGCGGAUGCAUCAUGUGGCAGCCAUAAUGGGGGCAGGCUGGGGUUUCUCUCUGCUGGUUGCUCUGCUCCCUCUUGUGGGGGUCAGCAGUUACAGCAAAGUGAGCAUCUGUUUGCCCAUGGACAUCGACACACAAGGCUCUCAGAUUUACGUGGUCGCUGUGCUCAUUCUCAAUGUACUCGCUUUCCUGUUGGUCUGCUACUGCUACAUAUGCAUAUAUCUGAGUGUUCGUAACCCAGAGCACUCUACCCGUAACGGAGACACCAAGAUUGCCAAGCGCAUGGCUGUGCUAAUUUUCACAGACUUUCUGUGCAUGGCCCCAAUCUCCUUCUUCGCCAUCUCCGCAGCCCUGCGCAUGCCCCUCAUAACCGUGUCUCACUCAAAGAUCCUGCUCAUCCUUUUUUAUCCCAUUAACUCCCUCUGCAACCCUUUCCUGUACACCCUCUUCACACGGGCUUUCAGGAAGGACGUGUGCCUGUUGCUGAGUCGCUGUGGCUGCUGCCACGCCAACGCUGAUUUCUAUAGGUCACAGACUCUGGCUUCACACCUCAACUGUACCCAAAAAACAUCCAACAAAAAGCAUCACUCACUUAGUUUCUAUACCUUUCACAUUAAGAUGAAGGACUGCUUUCUGAAUAAGGGAGCAACAUGACCUGCAACACUGAGCUAUUUAUUAUGAACUUAAAGGCAGCAUCUGCUGCUAAACAUGGAGCACUUCAACAUUUAGGGUCAAGGUGAAGAGAUUCUUAGUACUGUAUGCAUCAGAUCACAUUUGACUAGUUUACAAAGUAUGAAUUUCAUCCGGCAGAACCAAGACACUUCAAACUGGAGACAACAGGUGCUGCAGCCUCCAUUUCUGCACGUGUAAUGUGGUACAGAGACGCAGACAGAAGCAGAAGAAAUGCAGAACAUGUAUAACAGGCCAGUUCACACAGCUGUCCUUAAGCACUGAUGAUCAUUUGUGUUAUGAUCAAGAUAUAUAUUUAGCACUUGUGUCAGAUGUUACAAAGAAGAGAUAUUUAGUUCUAUUAAAGAUAAAUACACUGAAAAUAUUUAUUAUUUUUUCCUUAGAAAGGUUAAAAUUUUAGGUUUUAAUACAAUGAGGUGAAUGGGAUCAAAUGCAGUCUUGCUUCAGCUCAUCAGAGGUGAGUUUUAGUGCCAUCUGUUGGGUUGUACU
Epinephelus lanceolatus (giant grouper) is the source of this 2616-nucleotide messenger RNA. Its product is annotated as lutropin-choriogonadotropic hormone receptor-like. Gene Ontology annotation, molecular function: G protein-coupled peptide receptor activity; luteinizing hormone receptor activity. Gene Ontology annotation, cellular component: plasma membrane. NCBI's taxonomy places the organism in Eukaryota, Metazoa, Chordata, Actinopteri, Perciformes, Serranidae. The record is from RefSeq and is a predicted model, not a curated record. Gene Ontology annotation, biological process: adenylate cyclase-activating G protein-coupled receptor signaling pathway; activation of adenylate cyclase activity; hormone-mediated signaling pathway.